Helianthus annuus (common sunflower) is the source of this 1142-nucleotide messenger RNA. Its product is annotated as phosphoglycerate mutase-like protein AT74H. Bases 12 to 1028 code for a protein of 338 amino acids. The transcript has 4 exons. The record is from RefSeq and is a predicted model, not a curated record. NCBI's taxonomy places the organism in Eukaryota, Viridiplantae, Streptophyta, Magnoliopsida, Asterales, Asteraceae. Gene Ontology annotation, molecular function: phosphatase activity.
UUAGCGGUGCAAUGUGCAUGAUAUGCUAUGAAUACCCACCACAAACACCGGACAUGUCUAUCACCACCUCUUCAUCCACCAUCCGCCAAAUCAACUGCUGCGAAGACACAGUUGGCCGCCGGAAACGCCUCUCCGUCGACGACACCGGUCUCUUCACAUUCCCGGAGAAAAAUCUCAUCCUCCACACGCCCAAUGUCAAGCCUCCACGGCCGCGGCGAAUUAUCCUCGUUCGCCACGGCCAGAGCGAAGGAAACGUCGACGAAAGCGUGUACGCUAGAGUUGCUGACCCGAAUAUUCGGUUGACGGAGAGAGGAAGACGAGAGGCUGAGGAAUGUGGAGUGAGGAUAAGAGAGAUGAUUGAGAAAGAUGGAGCUGAUGAUUGGAAGGUUUAUUUCUAUGUUUCGCCGUAUCAGCGGACGAUUGAGACGCUUCGCGGGUUAGGUAAGGCGUUUGACCGGUCGAGGAUCGCCGGAGUUAGGGAGGAGCCGCGAGUACGCGAGCAGGAUUUCGGCAACUUCCAAGAUCAAGAACAAAUGAAGAUUCAGAAAGCAGUUAGAGUUCGAUAUGGUCGAUUUUUCUACCGUUUUCCAAAUGGCGAGUCCGCAGCAGAUGUUUACGAUCGAAUCACAGGGUUUCGGGAGACUCUGAGAACCGACAUUGACAUAGGAAGAUUUCAGCCGCCAGGGGAGCAAAGCCCUAACAUGAACUUGGUGAUAGUUUCACAUGGUUUAGCAUUAAGAGUGUUCUUGAUGAGAUGGUAUAAAUGGACAGUCGAGCAGUUUGAGGGGCUUAACAACAUGAAGAACGGGAAUGUACUCGUCAUGCAAACAGGACAGGGUGGAAGAUACAGUUUGUUGGUGCAUCAUACUCAGCAAGAAUUGAUUGACUUCGGUUUGACCCCGCAAAUGCUUGAUGAUCAGAUAUGGCAAAAAACAGCCAAGCCAGGCGAGCUAAACUAUGACUACUUAACCAAUGGACCGUCUUUCUUCACCCAUUUUGAUGAUGAAAGCAAUGGUUUAUUCAGCUAAAGUCGAUGCUCGAGAGUAUAGUUACAGUUACGAUGGUCCAUCAUGUAAAGUUAUCUAAAAACGGUUUAUAAAUAAUGUACCUUCAAUCAUAAUUCUGUUGCAUGCCCUGUUAAA